Molecule: messenger RNA, 1160 nt
Organism: Rotaria sordida
Lineage: Eukaryota; Metazoa; Rotifera; Eurotatoria; Philodinida; Philodinidae
Source: the annotation of a GenBank genome assembly
UUUCACAGCAUGAUAUUCAACAAUUUCUUAUCAUUCGUGGUUUGCUAUCAUCAGAAGUUUUAUUAGUUGCUUUGAAAAAAAGAUAUCGAGUUAACUAUGGUAUCACGUCAAAUCCUUCAUUUCAUCGUUUAAUGGCUGUGCCAUUUCGUGCAAAAGAUGUUGCUGCUGAUAGAACUGAAUUCGGUCAUCCUGACGUUGCUUUAGUAUUAACACAACUCUCUUAUUAUUACUCUGGUUUAAGCGAUUCACAAUUGAUUCAAUGCUUCGAUCGUUUGAGUGAAAAAGAAACUGAUCCUACAUCCAUCUAUGAACAAUGGAUCUUAGCCGAAGAACAAGACAGAGUACCUACAAGUAUCAAACAAUGGAAAGGAGUUAAUUUAAAAGAUUAUCAACAACGAACUCAUGAUCUGUUUCCGACUCUACGAUAUAAUAUGAUAGUUGUCAAUUAUUUUCUAAAUCAUUUUGUAUUUCCUCGAGAAGCAAAACAAUUUCCUCAUAAAUUAGUAGCAUCACCUUGGGACUUAUCGUCAUCUUUACGAUCAAAAAUAGUGACUGGAUUUAGUGGUACUAAUGAUACACAAUUAUUACUUCCAGUUCAUAUUCAACAAUACGAUUUACCUGAACUUCAAAAAACUGAUGCCAUCGUUGUUAAUAAUUUACUACAGCGUGGAAAUGAAAGUUACCAAUAUUUACCAUUUAAUACUACCUCAGAAGAUAUUUUAAAUCAAAUAAUAAAUUACAAAAAAACUAUUAGUGUUAUUUUAGAUGUCGGCGCACUAUUUAUUGAUGGAACUAAUCGAGAUAUAGCUGUUAAAUGGUUAAAUCUAUCUAAAAAAGACAAGAUUGAUUAUGCCAUUUAUUUUGAUUCAGAUUCUAUUGUUGUUUGUGAUCGUCAACUUCAUCAUUAUCGAUUUGAAACAUCACCUGCAAGUGAACGACUAGAUCGUUGUGUAUUUUAUUUAGAUGAAAUUCAUACGAGAGGAACUGAUUUUAAAUUUCCAAAUGGUUUUCAAGCUGCAGUUACAUUAGGAAAUGGUUUAACAAAAGAUCGUUUUGCUCAAGCUUGUAUGAGAAUGAGAAAUCUAGGAAAAGGGCAUUCUUUAACAUUUUGGAGUUCAAAUGAAGUUCAUCAACAAAUAAUAACAUUGAAAAAACGUUCA